UGGAACGUUUUGGGAGAAGAUUGUCGCCCGGAGGAAAAAGUAUGGACGCACAUGCUUUACCCGUUUCCUUGGCAACAGAAUUGUGCGUAAAUAGUCUACGGUGUCUUUUCAAAUUGCGGAGAAGAUAAUGGAUGUCAAAGAACUUGAUCUGUUGGAUUUUGAGGAUAACAUGGUUGAGAUGGUGGAAGAAGACGAGGAAAACUUUGCCCUUUCUAGUUCGUCCGCAGCAGACGCAGCCUUCGAUGCCGUCAUAGGGAGGAUAGAGGACAUCAUCAUGGAGGGGGAGUUCCAGCAGCUGCAGCGGAGCUUCAUGGAAAAACACUACAUGGAGUUCGAGGACUCGGACGAGAACAAGCUCAGCUACACGCCCAUCUUCAACGAUUACGUGGACCUGCUGGAAAAGCACCUGGAGCACCAGCUGAUGGAGAGGAUCCCUAGCUUCAAUAUGACUGCCUUCACACACCUUCUGAUGCAACAUAAAGAAGAGGUGCCUGUGGAUAUCUUCGACAUGCUGCUCAGCUUCACUGACUUCUUGACCUUCAAGGAGAUGUUUCUAGAUUACAGAGCAGAGAAGGAGGGGAAAGGGCUGGACCUGAGCGAGGGCCUGGUGGUCACCUCUUUGAGUUGCACAGGAUGCAGCAGACAUAUUGGAUCAACCGGAACUUCGUGACACACAUGGCAAAGCUGGUCCUAGUGAACCCUUUUAGUUGCACUACG
Molecule: messenger RNA, 717 nt
Organism: Gadus macrocephalus (Pacific cod)
Lineage: Eukaryota; Metazoa; Chordata; Actinopteri; Gadiformes; Gadidae
Gene: arl2bp
Product: ADP-ribosylation factor-like 2 binding protein
Exons: 7
Coding region: 128-670 (180 amino acids)
Biological process (GO): positive regulation of tyrosine phosphorylation of STAT protein; maintenance of protein location in nucleus
Cellular component (GO): mitochondrial intermembrane space
Source: RefSeq, a predicted model, not a curated record